Electrophorus electricus (electric eel) is the source of this 3032-nucleotide messenger RNA. RefSeq names its product VPS41 subunit of HOPS complex (gene vps41). Gene Ontology annotation, cellular component: HOPS complex; late endosome. Gene Ontology annotation, biological process: endosomal vesicle fusion; protein targeting to vacuole; cellular response to starvation. Lineage: Eukaryota; Metazoa; Chordata; Actinopteri; Gymnotiformes; Gymnotidae. Gene Ontology annotation, molecular function: protein binding. The record is from RefSeq and is a predicted model, not a curated record.
UGGAUGCUACAGUGACAUCUCUUCAAGUGAGAAGUCGUCAGCGUUUUAAUUGUAGAAAGGGCUCGUGUACAAAAUCAGAGCAAUACAUUAUCUCCUAGAUUUUCUGUCGCCGCUAAUGUCUAAAAGAUUAUUGCACUAAUACAAUUUCGGCAGCUCUGUUUUGCUUUUAUACGUAUUCGGGGCUGUGGCUGGCCAUUAGCUAGCUGGUCAGUUAUGUCGGAAGUGGAGGAGCAGGGAAGGAAACCAAGUGAAGAGUUGGAAGAGUCCACUGAGGACUCGGAGGAGGAGGACAGUGAGGAGGAACCUAAGCUCAAAUAUGAGCGACUGGCCAAUGGGGUGACGGAGAUUCUGCAAAACGAUGCUGCCAGCUGCAUGACUGUGCAUGACAAGUUUUUGGCCCUGGGGACUCACUUUGGGAAGGUCUUCCUGCUGGACAUCCAGGGAAAUGUCACGCAGAAGUAUGAGAUUAGUUCGGUGAAGAUAAAUCAGAUCAGUCUGGAUGAUAGCGGGGAGCAUGUGGGCAUCUGCUCGGAGGAUGGAAAGGUGCAGGUGUUUGGCCUCUACACCAGAGAAGGCUUCCAUGAGAACUUUGAUUGUCCCAUCAAAGUGGUGGCUUUACAUCCCCAGUUCAGCAAGUCGAACAACAAGCAGUUUGUAACUGGAGGAAACAAGCUGCUACUGUAUGAAAGAAACUGGCUGAACCGCUGGAAGAUGUCCACUCUGCAUGAAGGAGAGGGCACCAUCACCAACAUCAAAUGGAGGGCCAAUCUCAUCGCUUGGGCUAACAAUGUGGGGGUGAAGAUCUAUGACAUCAGCAGCAAGCAACGCAUCACGAACGUGCUGCGGGACAACACGACUCUGAGGCCUGAUAUGUACCCCUGCAGCCUGUGCUGGAAAGAUAACGCCAUUCUUAUCAUCGGCUGGGGAUCUUCUGUCAAGAUAUGUGUGGUUAAGGAGCGUGACCCUACAGAGAUGAGAGAUUUGCCCAGUCGCUAUGUAGAGAUCGUGUCAGCAUUUGAGACAGAGUUCUUUAUUAGUGGGCUUGCUCCUCUAGCUGAUCAACUUGUUACCCUAUACUAUGUCCAAGAGAAUUCAGAUCACAUGGAGGAGGAGUUCAGGGCACGGCCACGCCUGGACAUCAUCCAGCCACUGCCGGAGAGCUGUGAAGAGAUCUCAUCUGACGCUCUCACCGUCCGCAACUUUCAGGAGAACGAGUGCCGUGACUACAAGCUGGAGCACUCAGAAGGAGAGUCUCUGUUCUACAUCAUCAGCCCUAAGGACAUUGUGGUGGCUAAGGAACGUGAUCAGGACGACCACGUGGACUGGCUGCUGGAGAAGAAGAAAUACGAGGAAGCGCUGAUGGCAGCAGAGAUCAGCUUCAAGAAUGUCAAGAGACACGACGUUCAGAAAAUCGGAAUGGCCUACAUCAACCACCUGGUGGAGAAAGGGGACUAUGACACAGCAGCGAGAAAAUGUCAGAAGGUGCUAGGCAAGAAUAUGGAUCUUUGGGAGAAUGAGGUGUACCGCUUCAAAACUAUUGGGCAGUUGAAGGCCAUUAGUCAGUACUUACCCAGAGGAGACCUCCGCCUCAGACCAGCCAUUUAUGAGAUGAUCCUGCAUGAGUUCCUCAAGACCGACUACGAGGGCUUCGCCACGCUCAUCCGUGAGUGGCCAGGAGAGCUGUACAACAACAUGACUAUAGUUCAGGCAGUAACUGACCACCUAAAGAACGACCCCACCAAUAGCAUCCUGCUCACCACCUUAGCUGAACUAUACACGUACGACCAGCGAUACGACAGAGCUCUGGAGAUCUAUCUGAGGCUGCGGCACAAAGAUGUCUACCAGCUCAUCCACAAACACAACCUGUUCUCAUCUAUCGAUGACAAGAUCGUCCUCCUCAUGGACUUUGAUAAGGAGAAAGCUGUUGACAUGCUGCUGGAUAAUGAAGAUAAAAUAUCAACAGACAGAGUGGUAGAUGAACUGAAAGACAGACCAAAGCUAUUGCAUGUGUACCUUCACAAGCUGUUUAAGCGAGACCACCACAAGGGCCAGAAAUACCACGAGAGGCAGAUCAGUCUGUAUGCAGAAUAUGACAGGCCCAACUUGCUGCCCUUCCUCCGAGAUAGUACCCACUGCCCACUGGAGAAGGCAUUAGAGAUCUGCCAACAAAGACACUUUGUGGAAGAAACAGUCUUUUUACUCAGCCGGAUGGGGAACUGCAGGCGGGCACUGCAGAUGAUAAUGGAGGAGCUGGGAGAUGUGGAUAAGGCCAUAGAGUUUGCCAAAGAGCAGGACGAUGCUGAAUUAUGGGAGGAUCUCAUCUCUUACUCUAUAGACAAACCACCUUUCAUCACAGGGUUGCUAAAUAACAUAGGAACCCAUGUGGAUCCCAUUCUCCUAAUCCAUCGCAUUAAAGAAGGCAUGGAGAUCCCUAAUCUCAGAGACUCGCUAGUCAAAAUCCUACAGGACUACAAUUUACAGAUCUUACUACGUGAGGGUUGUAAGAAGAUUCUGGUAGCUGACUCACUCUCUUUGCUGCAGAAGAUGAACCGAACGCAAAUGAGGGGCGUUCGAGUGGAUGAGGAGAAUAUCUGUGAAUCUUGUCAUGUCACAAUAUUGCCAUCAGACACAGCCCAGCCUUUCAGCGUGGUGGUGUUCCACUGCAGACACAUGUUCCAUAAGGAGUGUCUACCCUCCUCAGGAACCAUUCCAGGUGGACAGUACUGCAACAUUUGUAGUGCCAAACGGAGAGGCCCCGGCAGUGGUAUUCUAGAGAUGAAGAAAUAGCGUCCUUUCACCCAGUGGCUCCCAUGCUGGGCUCUAACAUCUGUUGUGCACCAAGCUUCCCAAGAUGACAGCAUCUUAACAAGUUUAAACUAUAAGCCUCAGUGAAUGUCAAAGAAUCGUGAUAUAAAAGCCCUAGUGAAUCUGUAUUAACACUUACUAUUUAUGCAUCACUUACAUUUGCUCAUGUUUGUUCUAAACUGUAUGGUACUUACUAAUAAAAAAUUUUGCAAUGCUUAUCCAUUCUU